Messenger RNA from Microtus ochrogaster (prairie vole), 3096 nucleotides. Its product is annotated as melanoma-associated antigen 10-like. Lineage: Eukaryota; Metazoa; Chordata; Mammalia; Rodentia; Cricetidae. Bases 2187 to 3059 code for a protein of 290 amino acids. The record is from RefSeq and is a predicted model, not a curated record. Gene Ontology annotation, biological process: negative regulation of transcription by RNA polymerase II. The transcript has a single exon. Gene Ontology annotation, cellular component: nucleus.
CUUUUAUUCACCCUACACCACAUGGUGACAACUUGCUGGAGUGAGCUCUUCUACUUCUUCUUUUUGCCACAAUGGACUCUGGAAUUUGUAACCAUGUUCUGAGGUCCCCUGAGAUGAAAGUACUCUGUUAGAGAACAUGGUGAGACCCUGGAGAUAGAUUUAGAAGUUUUCCCCUGAUGUUAAUACCCCCAAGAAUGAUCUGAGCAUGCUUCUAUUUUCAGCUCUGCACCAUACAGUGGCUGGCCUCUUAGUCCUUCACUUGAGUAGAUGUUGGCACUCACAGUCCUGUUCUGAGGUCGGCAUAGCUCUGUGAGGGAUCACAAUAAGAUCCCAGGGACAGAUUCAGGAAGCUCCAGUCCAAAAACAGGUAACCUCCAAGGAUGGUUGCAUCCUUGACUCUGUUGCCAGCCCAGCACCAUAAGGAAGCAGACUUUUCAGGGGAGACACUUGGAUUCCAAGUUCCCUUUCCCCCACCCCUCCUUCUGUCUCAGAAGUUCCCUGAAAUCAGUGAGCCUUGAUCUGGGGGCAGCAGACUGAGAUCACCAGAUGUUGAGGUCCAGAAUAGUCUGGGAGUCAUAGGGAAGACUGAGGGAUGAUAAAGAGCCACCAAAAUAUCCCAUUAUUUCCUUGCUGUUAACUCUGGGAGGCUCAGGAUCUAUGGCCACAUGUGGAGUUCCCAAGCUUUUGUCUUGGGUAUCAGAAAUGAAGGAAAUGUCAUGGUCAUAGGGAAGAAGGACCAGAUUAUGAAGGAGAGAAUUCUAAUACAACAAAGGAUGCCUCAGAAGUACAAGGAGGCCCCAUUUGAGGUGACCAGUAAAGUAAUGCCUGGUUUCCACAUGUUGGUCUGAGAGGGGAGAGGGUUUGUAGGUAGAAGUAGGGCCUGAGGCCAGCAGAGUAAGGGGCCCAGGCACUGAUGGAAGUCAAGAUAAAUACUGAGGAAAGACUGAGAGCACCUUGAAUGGGCAGCUAUGCCCCUGCCCCGAGCCCAGAUAGGCACUAAUAACCGGAUGAUUUCUGACUUCUGCAUCCAGGUCUGAGAGAAUUUAGGAGGCUUACUUGAAAGAAUGCUGCCUCAGCAGAGGGAAUGGCCUGGGUAUUAUGGGAUGACAGUGGGGCACUCGCACUUGGGAGUGCAUGGCUGCCUCCACCCUCUUGUCAGUUCUGCCUUCACUUUAGCCUAUAAGGUGUCAGGGGAAAGUGAGGCCUGUUCUGCAGAAUUGCUGUGGAGAUAUCAGAAAGGACGCAUCAGAUAAAUAAACUUCUGGUGGACUCAGGGAAUCCCAUAUCAACAGUCGUGUCAGAACUCAAGGUGAGGACUGAGAGCAUCCAUCACCUAAACACGUGGGACCUAGAGCUUCUAUUGGCUAUGGGAAAACCUAGAGACUAUAGGUGGAUUUCUUCUGCUCACUUCCUUUUUCUUUUCACAGAAAUACAGCGUCACAUUAAAGAAGGUGGGUUAAGCUCAUCAGGGGAAGCAGUUCAGUCCUUGCAAUUUAUCAAGGUAAAUAUGAAACAGGCUCUCCUUCAUGACACACACAGACCCUAGUGAAGUAUGUUACCACUUUCUGUCACCCUGGGAAAGUUUAACUGGAUGUAAGGUUCCCUCGCUGCCUUGUCCCAUCCCAGAGUUGUGGACCUCCAUUGCAAGAAGUUGGCCUCAGGCAGAAGAGGGUUGGGGUCCAGACCCUGACAAUGCAAAGAGUGACUACAGAGGGUACCAUAUGAGACAGUGGAGAAGUUACCCAGAGUCCAGCUCUCCUUUCCAAUUAGGGCCAGGCACCUAGUAGUCUCACAGUCUGCAACUCUUGUUCUGGGGUAGUGUCUUCAGGUCAGAUGCAGGGGAAGGCCACACAGAGUCAGGAGUGAACGUGAGGCACCAAGGGUCCCAUCCUUCCCAGAACACAGGGACUCCACAUUUCCUUGUCCCACUGGAGUGUCAAGCUCUGUAACCUGACUGUGCCCUGAAGACACUUCUUACUUCUUCCUUCAGUGUCCUAAGUAAUAGGACUGACAGAAAGACAGGCUCCCUUGUGGCCAUACGGUACCACCCAAGAGAAAAAGUCAACAGGCCAUUCGGAAAAGUUUCAGGUUGUAACAGUCACCAAAGUAUUCUUGCAUCACUUUCUUCUUGCCCCAGGUCUGAGUCUGUACCCAUCCUCCUGCUUGCUAGCUUCAAGAACGUCAUCAUGUCUCAUGGUCAAAAGAGGCAGUAUUGCGACUUUCAGGGAGAAUCUCAGGCCCCAAAAGAAGAACAGGGCCAGAUGAAUUCUGAUCUCUCUGUGGCUGAGGGAGAGGAGUCCAAUAACAACGACUCCUCCGAUUCCACUAGCCCAGCACUCCCCAGGAAGAUACCUGAUGGCGGGAUACCAGAUUCUCCCCAGAGUCCUCAGCGAGCCUUAUCUCCUCCCACUGUCAUGGCCUCCAUUCCAAUAUCCCCAUCUGAUGAGGCCUCUGGCAACCAAAGAGGGGAGCUGGUAUUGUACCAUGCACUGAGUGCAAAGGUGGCUGAUUUGGUGCAGUUUCUGCUCCUUAAGUAUAGAUUGAAGGAGCUGACCAACAAGGCAGAAAUUAUAGAAAAUAUUAUUGGGGACGCUGAGCAGCACUACAAUAGGAUAUUUAAUGAGGCCUCUGAGGGUUUGAAGCUUGUAUUUGGCAUUGAUGUGAUAGAAAUGGACCCUGUUAUCCACACCUAUGCCUUUGUCAUUGCCCUGGAAAUCACUUACGAUGGGAUGCUUACUAAUGUCCAAGGCAUGCCCAAAACAGGCCUCCUAAUAACUGUCCUAGGUGUCAUCUGCAUGUAUGGAAAUCGGGUCAGUGAGAAUGUGAUCUGGCGAGCACUAAAUAUGAUGGGAGUAACUCCCAUAGAAAAUCACUAUAUAGCAGGGAAUGCCAAGAAGCUUUUCACUGAAAAGUUUGUACAGGAAGGGUACCUGGAAUACUUUCCAGUUCCUGACAGUGAUCCUCCUUGCUGUGAGUUCCUAUGGGGUCCAAGGGCCCAUGCUGAAACCAGAAGUGUGGCUGUCUCAGAGUUUUUGGCUCAGGUCAGCAGGAUAAUCUAACUGGCUCCAUACCCUUCCAGUCCCUGUAUUUAUUUUU